AUGCAUUUUUGUAGGGAUUUUUAAGUGAAAAUAAAUACUUCUAAACUAUUGGACUUAUUCAAAAAGCAAGCUAGAAAUUCAAAGGAACUCCAUUUUGAUUAGUUUGUUUAAUUGUUGAAUAUCUUGGCAGGCGAAGAAGGGACAAAUUGUGGGCAAUAUUAAACAAAUUUAGGAUUGGAUAACUGGAAGGUUUGUGUUUUAAAAAUGAAAACAUUUCAAAGACCAUUUUAAAUGAAAGAUUAAGCUGAAAGAAUUAAAGAUAUCAAAUAUCAAUUUAAAAUAUAUCAUCCAGAGGUCAAAAAUGAUGAAUAAAUCAAAUAAAUUUUAUUAUAAAGGAAACAAUAAAAUGAAUAAUUGAAACUCAUAGAAAGAAAAAAGAAAGCCUUUUAUAAAUUGUAAUUUGAAUUGAAACAUUUUACUAAAUCAUAACUGUUAAUAAAAUACCCAGCCUUAAAAGAACUGAUUGAGAAAUUACCUGAUCCAUCAAAACCAAAAAGCUGUUCAAUAAAGGAAUAGGAUUAGAGUUUGAGUUCUUUACAAUAAAGAUAAUCUGGUUUGACAUGGGAAAGCUUAAAUCAAUUACCUGUAGGAACAGAUUUCCUUUAAGAUUUGAUGGAAGAAUAAGAAUAAGAAGAAGAAGAUGAUUUAUAUUUAAAAGAAUAUUAGGAGCAAAGGCUUUUGAAUAAUUCCCCCUUGAAAAUCGUAAAAAGUAAUAGAUAUUACAGUGUGCAGGGAUAUCAAAAUGAGAAAUAAAAAAGAUCUGUUUCUGAUCACAAACAAAUUACACAAGUUCAAAGAUAUAAAUAACAUUCAAUUGAAAGAAUAAAUGAUUUUGAAAUUUAAGGAAAAAUACUCAAAUUUAAAACAACAACCAACAAUCCAGAGUCUAACGAGAAUAAUAAUUUCAUCUCCUUGUAAUAGCUUAACUCAAAUUAAAUUAAAUAAAAAUUGUUAAAACAAUAAAAACAACAAUUGCAGCAUCUAAAUCACUCAGUUGAAUUGCCAAGAUAAUUUAUAUCACAAGAAUAUAAUAAUCCUCAAAUUGCCAAAGAUAAACCUACUGCAAAUAAGCUGAAUAUUUCAAUGCUCAAGAGAGUGCAAUAACUGUCUGGAUUGGAGGCUAUCAAAGAACAGAACUUGUUAAAUCAAAUAAUUUCAUAGUAGAGAGAGAAGACAAAGAUUGCUUAGAAGUGA
Molecule: messenger RNA, 1194 nt
Organism: Paramecium octaurelia
Lineage: Eukaryota; Ciliophora; Oligohymenophorea; Peniculida; Parameciidae
Source: the annotation of a GenBank genome assembly